AUGAUGUCCGAUAACGAAAGUUUCCGCUCAGUCUCACCAUCCAGAGAAAUUCUCCAUAGGGCUGCUAAUACGGGAGAAGUGUUGAAUGAUCACCGGAACCAAUUACCAUCGUUGCCUAUUCGUGGGACAGGUGGUGGUAUGGGACAGUCAUCAGCAGUAAGCGAUGACGACGAUGACGAUUAUCAAUCGUCACGGUCUAUGCAAGAUGCCCAGUAUCAACAGAGCCAGCAGCAACAACCACAGCCAUUUCAUCCACAGUUACAGGGUAGUAGAAGUGUCGAUGAAAGCCAAUUUCCCAAAGCGAAACAGCAAGGUCCAUCACAACCUUACAGAAGCUCCAAAAAUGCGUAUAUGAAUAACUUGAGAAGGGACUUCUAUUUGAAGAAUGACGACGACGAUAAUGAGCGUUUCUAUGUUCCGAGUAAGAACCCACAGCCACUACAAAGUUCUUCGAUUCCAGUAGGCAGAGGCUCAGGUGGGAUGACUGGUGCUCCUAAACAGAGUAGGGGGCGUUUUAGAUCACAGUCAUUUUCAGGACAGGCUAAAUCUGAUGGCCAGGAUGAAGUUAGAAGACAUCAAUCGAUUGCGGCGGCGCCUCCAUUCGGAGGGAUUUUGAUGAAGUCUGACAAUCCACCUUCCAAAAAGAGCAAAAGAAGCAACUCGAUGAUCAAUGAUACAUUAGAGGCGGACCUUGCUGCACCAAUGACGAAAUCGAAGACAAACGAAAGUAUGACUUCUGAAGCCCAAAACAACAAUAAAAGGGAAAGAAGACCAUCCCGUACUUCAAUAGAUAGCGAGGCCGAUUCGCAUGCGUCGAGGUCUUCACAGGAGACAGAAGAAGAUGUUUGCUUUCCUAUGUUGCGUGAACACGUUCGUGUUAAGGGUAUUGAUUUUGAUGAAAUUGAAGAGUUCAUUAGAGAUGAGAAAGAGAAUGAAAUGCAUUUAAAAGAGGAACAACAGAUGAUCGCAGAAAGAACAGCCAUGAGGGUUGAUACUGGACAUGGGAGUGCGCGCGAUGUAGGUCCCAGUAAAAAUGCCUUGAAAUAUACUCCGUCAAACAUAUUAGGAAAGGCUUCGUUCGGAAAGUUUGGUAGAAAGAAUACCUAUGCAGGCGACAUAAUGUCUUCAUCUGGUAUUAAUAUUUCGGAGAGGGCACAAUCAGAUUCUUCUACCGUUACAGAUGAUUCUGCCUCUAGGAGAUACAACGAAAAGAUUUUGGGAGACGAUGAUAUUUCGACCGAAAAUGUUAAGUUUGGUGGUACAAGAAUCAACGAUAAUGAUUCGGCAUUGCCUGAAAGGUUUUCAUUCUUUUGUUCCGAAUCAGAAGAAACAAUACAUGCUCCUGAUAUUCCUUCGUUGGUCAAACCUGGGCAGAGUGUAAGCGAUUUGUUCAGAAAUGGUGAAGGUACAUGGUGGCUUGAUUGUGUUUGCCCUACUGAUGCUGAAAUGAAAAUGGUUGCUAAAGCAUUUGGUAUUCAUCCUUUGACAGCUGAAGAUAUUCGUAUGCAAGAAACCCGUGAAAAGGUGGAAUUAUUCAGAAACUAUUAUUUUGUUUGUUUCCAUACUUUUGAAGGUGAUCAGGAAUCAGAGGAUUACUUGGAGCCGAUUAACUUUUAUAUUGUUGUUUUCAGAGAGGGUGUAUUGUCGUUUCAUUUUUCGCCUAUUUUACAUCCAGCCAAUGUCAGAAGAAGAGUCCGUCAAUUAAGAGAUUACGUUGAUGUCAGUGCCGAUUGGAUCUGUUAUGCGUUAAUUGAUGACAUUACAGAUGGAUUCGCCCCUGUUAUUACUGGUGUCGAAUAUGAAGCUGAUGCAAUCGAAGAUUCUGUAUUUGCUGCUAGACAAGUUGGUUUUAGUACCAUGAUACAAAGGAUUGGUGAGUCAAGAAGAAAGGUAAUGACCUUGAUGAGAUUAUUGUCCGGAAAAGCGGACGUUAUCAAAAUGUUUGCUAAAAGAUGUCAAGAUGAGGCUGCCAAUAACCAAAUAAAUAUAUUCCAGGCACAUCCCAACAUGAACGGAAUGGGUAAUUAUUAUUCACAAACAAGCGGUAAUGCUUCGCAAAGCCAUACACAUAGUGGAUCAUACACACAUGGUUACAAUAACGAAAGCCCUUACCCACAAGGUUAUAACAAUAAUUCAAACCCACAGGGCUAUAACAAUAAUUCAAACCCACAAGGUUAUAACAAUAAUUCAAACCCACAAGGUUAUAGCAAUAAUCCAAACCCACAAGGAUAUAAUCAAGGCGGCCCAGGUGUAACGUUUGGCCCAGGUCCAGGUGUAUCUAACAACAUGAUUGAUCCGGGUGCAUUUUAUAUGAAGACUCAGCCAGAUAGAACUCAACCAAGGGCUGACAUAGCGCUCUAUUUGGGCGAUAUUCAAGAUCACGUUGUUACUAUGUUCCAAAAUUUAGUUGCUUACGAAAAGAUUUUUAGUAGGUCCCAUUCAAACUAUUUGGCACAAUUACAAGUUGAAUCCUUUAAUUCUAAUUAUAAGGUUACUGCUAUGUUAUCUAAUGUCACAAUGAUAGGUACGGUCUUUUUCCCAUUGAAUGUGAUCACUGGGUUAUUUGGUAUGAACGUCGUUGUUCCAGGUCAAGGUGAUGAUCACCCAGGUCUUGGCUGGUUCUUCGGUAUUGUUGGGGUUAUGUGUGCUAUAGUUAUUGUUGCUGUAGUUUCUGCACGUAUUUGGAUCCUGAGAGUCACGGAAAGAACCUAUGAUGAGGAAAACACAAAAAAAUCCAUUAAAAGCUAUGGGUUAAAAACGAGAACAAAAGAAGCUGCAAAAUCGAUUAUCAGCUUCCCAAAUAAGUACGAUUAA
Messenger RNA from Debaryomyces hansenii CBS767, 2814 nucleotides. RefSeq names its product Mg(2+) transporter (gene ALR1). Gene Ontology annotation, biological process: intracellular magnesium ion homeostasis; magnesium ion transmembrane transport. The transcript has a single exon. The record is from RefSeq and is a predicted model, not a curated record. NCBI's taxonomy places the organism in Eukaryota, Fungi, Ascomycota, Pichiomycetes, Serinales, Debaryomycetaceae. The coding region runs from base 1 to 2814 and encodes 937 amino acids. Gene Ontology annotation, cellular component: plasma membrane. Gene Ontology annotation, molecular function: magnesium ion transmembrane transporter activity.